AUCGUUAAUGUGGUGCUUGGGGUAACAGCAGUGUGGCUGACAUCGUGUUGCCUGGGUCCUAGAGUUGACAUCCUUUGAGCUGCAGGAUGAUAUGCAGAAGAGACCAACUCGGCUUUCCAGCCUCACAGCAAUGUACUUUUAAAACAGAAAAUACCCCCAAAAUGAUCUUGAGGAAUGGGUGUCCAAAUCUGUUUCUAGGCAUCACAUGCCAACGCACAGGUUUGGGGGCCUGCUCUUCCAUGUUCUGUUUGGGAAACCUUGGCUGUGCGUGCUCUCUGCGUCGUGUUUUGUAUGUCCUGGGUGAACGGUGAUGGCUCUGUGAUAGGAGAAGGUGAAAACUGAUUUUCCCUUUCCUGUCUUUGUGCAUGCCACUGAAUACAAGCUAGCUGAUUCUUUCCAGCAUGUCUCAGUCAGCUGUAGCACACAUAUUACUGAGUGCAUGAAUCUUUUUAGAACCUUUAUGGGAUUAAAAAUUCAUGCUUGGGGAGGGGCCUUGUAAUUCUGAACUUUUUAACGCACAAAAUGAGCAGAUUGAAACUCACUCUUUCAUUUUAUCUUUUAGAUCGAGUCAUAUGUAGAGUGUUGUGAGUCUGUGAAGCACCUUAGCAGUUUCUUUCACUCUUCCUAGAAGGCCAGGUGUCACAGGAAAACUUCACGGUUUUGUUGCAAGAAUUAAGUGGCAUCCAGAAACGGCAGCUGAUUACCGACCUUCUGCUGAGUGGAUGGCAGCACCAUUAAAAAUGUCUCUUCCUUCCUGGAAAUUCAGCAAAGAGUUAGCGUUCCCAGGCUGCCGGAUCUCUUCCGUGUUAAUGGAUAAUAUUUGAUAUGUGCCCUGUAAAUCCUGCCCUGGGACUCUGUGACCGGUGGGGUGCCUGAUGCCUGUAAUCCCCAUUCCCCGCCGGGUCCGUUCGUUCCACGGCCCCCACACGACCUGCCUGCACUCGGCCUGUGGCCCGGUGAGGACCACUCACUUGGUGCGUACCAAGUACAACAAUUUCGACAUUUAUCUCAAAUCCCGAUGGAUGUAUGGAUUCAUCCGUUUCCUGCUGUACUUCAGCUGCAGUCUGUUUACCUCCAUCCUCUGGGUGGCACUCUCUAUCUUGUUUUGCCUUCAGUACCUUGGCAUCCGGAUCUUUCUGCGUUUCCAGUACAAACUCUCCAUCAUCCUCCUCUUACUGGGGCGAAGGCGGGUAGACUUCAGCCUCAUGAAUGAACUGCUCAUCUAUGGAAUUCAUGUGACCAUGCUGCUAGUGGGGGGGCUGGGAUGGUGUUUCAUGGUAUUUGUGGAUAUGUAAAUAAAACGCGCAUGUGGGCUGAGAAGGUGACUUUUCUUCUACCCCAAAAUGUGUCAAUAUCUUAUUUUCUUUUUUUUUUUAAUAUAUAUAAAUUAAUUUAUUUACCAGUGCUACUUUUUCUUGAUAAAAUAAUGUACUUGUCUCUGGAAUUUGUAUUUUUUUGGAGGUGCCAUUUUGAUUAUCGAAGGGCAACACUUCGGUGGUUUUUCUUUGCACAGUCCAAGUUAAUAUAAGUUUCUUCUAGUCAUAGGAGCCUACCUUGCUGCUGUUCCUGUAUUCCUAUGGGCAUGAAAAAGGCAGUGAUUUAUCUGGAGGACAGAAGCCAGAUAACUUUGCACCCUGUGCUCUUAAUCCAUCCACCCUUUUUUUCUAAAAAUGUUCCAUAAUGUCUCAGGAUGUACUGUGUAUCUUACUUGACCAGUGUUAUCCUUUCUCUCUAUAUUUUGAAUUUUGCGUAUUCCCUGCUAAGAACAGGGGGCCGAAUUCAAUUCAAUUCCCCCCGCAGUGGAAGGGGGGUUGCUGGUUUUUUUUUUCCUGUUUUGUUUUUAGGUUUUUGCAAGCCAUGCUUUUGACCCACUAUACUGUUCUGUUCACUUUAAUGUAAUUAUAUAGCUUUGAAUGGCUUUGUGCUUUUCAGGCAGUUAGUGCUGAGUAAUUGAGUCUUUCCCUAAUAGAACAAAUCCACUGGAGUGAUGGGAGCAGAGUUUGGUGUCAUGUGCUCUUGAAAUUCCCACUCAAGGCAAAUAUGUUAUCAUUUUGCAAUGAUUCAGGGGAGCCCAUUGCAGUGGUCUGUAGUGUUUAGACCUCGGGAGUUGGUUCUACUUUUCCCUGGAUUGAUUAGUUCCAUUUCUUUCACAGAGGUACUUCUGUCUUACGGAGUAUGGUAAGAUGAGGCUGUCUUACCUAGGAGAGACUGAAAGCAGAGUACAAUCUGAAAUGGCAAUAAUUGUUCUCUGCAAUUACAGAAAACAUUCUCUCUCCUGCCUCGGCAGCAGUGAGUGGGGUCACUGGAGAGCUUUACUAACAGCUCAAGAAGGGAGUUAAGCGUUAAGCUCCGUUUUAGUGGUCUUGAUUGAAAAAUCUCAGACUGUUCCUCUGCAGUCAGUCAAGUAACUCUUUAUUUAUGGAGUCCGGAAGCUGACCUAAAGUUUAUUUUUAUUCUGGUUUUGAUUGAUUGUUUUUCCUUACAAUGGAAUACUUCUCUUUUCCCUGUGUUCUUUAAAGAACUGUUUAAAAACAUGUUGAAAAAAAUGAUGGAGACCCUUUUUUCUUUUUUUCUCCUGCCCUGUAAAAUCAAUGGAGUUGAUCAUAACAGAAUAAGCCAAGACUGGAAAUACGUGACUGUUCUUUUAUCAUUUCUUUGGCCUGAGCUGUGAACGUGGUUGAGAAGAAAGCCUGUUUGCACACAGGGAAGGACGCUUCCCAUUUCAGCUUGUGAGUAUUGCAGUCCUUCGCUGACAUCCUUUGAUUUGUAGGCUUAUGGAUGCAAAAUAGAGAAGCUUCGCUCUGAAGCGCAAAGCUAAAGCAAACCCAGAAAUUAUCUCAUUAUCAAGUGUUACAGAUAACGCAGAGCUGAAUAAAUAACGAGCUAUGGUGGUGUGAACUUUAGAUUAGCCCCGCGAGGGCCAGAGACUGCUUCUGCAGGAAAAGAUGUAGUGUCAGCAUGUGUCACAAACCGGUGUCUGGAAGUUUCCUCCUAACUGUAGAGCUCCCCAGAGCCUUGUUCUGGGAUCGUUCUCUGGGCUGCAGGUCCUCAGUGUCCCCCAGGUUCGAGCUGCAGCAUUGCGCUGUAGGCAAAGGGAAUUCCCAGUAAUUCCCAACCCAGUGCUUUCCUCCCCAGUACAGCUGUCAGCCUGGGGCAUUGCAGCUCUGGUGUGCAGACUGCGGGACUCCUGGGAUAGCUGUGCUCAAGAAUUUCUGCAGCAAACAUGUUCCAGAUGGCCAGCAAACAGCCCGGGCGUGAGCCGAGAGACCGGCUGGGCCGCCAGCGAGGCGCAGCCGUCCCCUGCCCUUGGCAGGAGGCACAGCCCGGAGCCUGCUUGGGUGGUAGCACCUCGUUUCACCUUAGAGUGGCUAUUCCAGCGCUCAGAAUAAUGAAUAAAAGGGUGAUUUGGGGUACGCGUGGGCGCUGCUGCGCUCCCCACCCGUGCCUCCUUGAGCCGGUGGGUGCUCAUCGUGACACUCGACUGCUCGACCAGCCCUGUGGGAGUUUGGUGGAGGCUCCGAAGGAAGGAAAGGUCUAGGCUGUGGCAGGGUUGUGAACUUCUCCAGUUCCAACCUGUUCUUUGAAAACCCACACAGGAGCAGGGUGACACGGUGAGCUUUGAUGUGUGUGAGCUUGGAAACAGGAACACCGAUCAUGCGAUUAACACAUGAAUAGCAGGUGGUUCUUCCAAGGCUAAUUUGGUCAAGGAACAAAGGAGGCUGUGGGUACAAGGAGUCUCAUACUUACCUUUUCCAUCGCACGUAAUUUGACUAUGAGCCAACCACUUUAUUCCAUAAAUAUGACAGCCUGAGUGAGCUUUGUUUGAGCUCUCCCUGCUGAGCAGCUGGCCGUGUGACAGUGAUCUCCCCUUGAGCUGGGAUGCCUCUCGAGGUGA
Messenger RNA from Athene cunicularia (burrowing owl), 3895 nucleotides. RefSeq names its product transmembrane protein 250 (gene TMEM250). Lineage: Eukaryota; Metazoa; Chordata; Aves; Strigiformes; Strigidae. Bases 876 to 1295 code for a protein of 139 amino acids. The record is from RefSeq and is a predicted model, not a curated record. The transcript has 2 exons.